UUUGGGCCGAUUUUUCCACACCCCUACGGCAUAUCCAACUCGCAUUCGCUUGUGUUGCAUCUCUUUAGGUGGAGCUCCGACCCCGAUCAGAUGGGGGAACUGGCAACUGAGAAGCAUGUUCAAUACAUAUUAUCUGUUGAAAAGAGAAAGGAUGAUUUUCAAUCUGUGGUGAUGGAACAUCUAAGGAUGAAUGGUGCAUACUGGGGGCUGACUGCACUGGAUAUUCUUGGAAAGCUCAAUAUUGUUGAUGCUGAUGAAGUUGUUUCAUGGGUAAUGUCAUGCCAGCACGAGUCAGGUGGUUUUGCUGGCAAUGUUGGACAUGAUCCGCACAUACUUUACACCCUUAGUGCUGUGCAAGUUUUAGCUCUUUUUGACAAGCUGGAUGUUUUAGAUGUUGAUAAGGUGACAAAUUAUGUCGUUGGCCUUCAAAAUGAAGAUGGCUCCUUUUCCGGGGAUAUUUGGGGUGAAGUUGAUUCGAGAUUUUCAUAUAUUGCAAUUUUAUGCUUAUCGUUGUUACAUCAAUUGGAUAAAAUCAAUGUUGAGAAGGCUGUGAACUUCGUCGUUAGUUGCAAAAAUAUGGAUGGUGGUUUUGGCUGUACACCUGGUGGAGAGUCACAUUCUGGGCAAAUUUUCUGUUGUGUUGGCGCUCUUGCUCUUACGGGGUCUCUUCACCAUGUUGACAAGGAUCUUCUUGGCUGGUGGUUGUGUGAGCGGCAAGUUAAAUCUGGAGGUCUUAAUGGUCGCCCUGAAAAACUCCCUGAUGUCUGCUAUUCAUGGUGGGUUCUUUCUAGCUUGAUCAUGAUUGACAGGGUCCACUGGAUUAAUAAGGAAAAACUGAUCAAGUUCAUCUUAGACUGCCAGGAUACCGAAAAUGGAGGAAUUUCAGAUAGACCAGAUGAUGCUGUUGAUGUCUAUCACACAUACUUUGGAAUAGCAGGACUUUCACUUCUUGAAUAUCCAUCGUUGAAAGCCAUAGAUCCAGCAUACGCUUUACCAGUCGAUGUGGUGAAUAGGAUUCGUCUUGGGAAAAGGCAUGCUAUCUAAGAGCGUUAUAUCUUUUUUCCAAGUUCCGGUAACUUCAAUCAAUUCCAUAUCAGUCUUUAUUUGAUGAUGGGAAGACAUUUUAUUAGUAGUCAAAUUUAGGUGUUGGACCAUGAGUUUUGGUCCGAUAUAGGUCUUAGACUUGUGAAGAAAGGUGAAUCAUGUACUGUAUUGUAGGCCAAUAGUCAAUUGUCACUGGCAGGAUUUGAUCAAAGUACAAUUAUCUAGAAAUUGCCUAUUGAUUUGCGUUUCAAGGUAGAGGUACAUUUAUCUUUUUGCUCAAUAGGGAGGACUUGUUAUAUCAUAGGAUAGUUUGUGUUCUAUUGUUCGGUUCUGUCAUUAUUUUACUUAUUCACUUUCUUAUAGAUAUUGAGCAUUAGUCUCUUUUUGGUCACUUGUUGGAAAGAAAAACCUAUAAGAUGUUGUGAUAGUUUAAAA
Messenger RNA from Cucumis melo (muskmelon), 1479 nucleotides. Its product is annotated as geranylgeranyl transferase type-2 subunit beta 1. Gene Ontology annotation, cellular component: Rab-protein geranylgeranyltransferase complex. The transcript is spliced from 10 exons. Lineage: Eukaryota; Viridiplantae; Streptophyta; Magnoliopsida; Cucurbitales; Cucurbitaceae. Gene Ontology annotation, molecular function: Rab geranylgeranyltransferase activity. Gene Ontology annotation, biological process: protein geranylgeranylation. The coding region runs from base 91 to 1044 and encodes 317 amino acids. The record is from RefSeq and is a predicted model, not a curated record.